UGCGUGUGGCGCCUCCCUUUCUUGGGGUGCAGUACUACAAUGCCACUCCUGGGUCACCCAAACACCCAGAACUGAGCCUCUACUUUAGUCAAUCCUCUCCGGGAGGAGUUGUCAGUUAUAUAUCAGGGGGAUCAGGAAUUUCAGUCACUGCUUCGUGAUGAAUAUAAACAACAUUACAAUCUCGGCUGUUCGGCCUCGCACUAGCAUCCUGGAUAAAUCAUUGAGUAAAGGAAAAGGCGAAGUCAGUCUCAGUUGUUAUGCACUGUUGUUUUCCGAGCUGGUACAAUACUGUCAAAACCGAGUCUACACCGUACCUGAACUCCAGACCAAAUUAACUGAAAUGGGAGCUGAAGUUGGACACAGGAUGACAGAUCUUCUGAUAAUGCGAGAGAAGGGUGGGAAACGAGAGAUAAAGCUGUUAAACGUCCUCCUGUUCAUAAAAAGCACUCUAUGGAAAUCAUUGUUCGGUCGUGAAGCUGAUAAGCUGGAACAUGCCAAUGACGACGAACGAACAUAUUACAUUAUCGAGAAAGAGUCUCUGGUGAACAAAUUCGUCUCUGUUCCCAAGGACAAAGGUAGUCUCAAUUGUGCCUCUUUCGUGGCCGGAAUCGUCGAGGCUGUUCUCUGUGACUCUGGAUUCCCAGCGAAGGUCACUGCACAUUGGCAUAAAGGCACGACGUACAUGGUGAAGCUGGAUGACUCGGUUAUAGCUAGAGACAAGCAGCUCGAUGAUCGAUGAUUCUAAUUAUUCAAAUUAAUUUAAGUCUACGGCUAAUAAAAUUCAUGAAAUUAUCA
Molecule: messenger RNA, 795 nt
Organism: Fopius arisanus
Lineage: Eukaryota; Metazoa; Arthropoda; Insecta; Hymenoptera; Braconidae
Gene: Trs31
Product: trafficking protein particle complex subunit 31
Exons: 3
Coding region: 158-739 (193 amino acids)
Biological process (GO): endoplasmic reticulum to Golgi vesicle-mediated transport
Cellular component (GO): TRAPPI protein complex; TRAPPIII protein complex; TRAPPII protein complex
Source: RefSeq, a predicted model, not a curated record